Messenger RNA from Puccinia triticina, 1104 nucleotides. RefSeq lists its product as uncharacterized. Lineage: Eukaryota; Fungi; Basidiomycota; Pucciniomycetes; Pucciniales; Pucciniaceae. Gene Ontology annotation, cellular component: elongin complex; nucleus. Gene Ontology annotation, biological process: transcription elongation by RNA polymerase II. Bases 1 to 1104 code for a protein of 367 amino acids. The transcript has 5 exons. The record is from RefSeq and is a predicted model, not a curated record.
AUGGUGCUCUCACUCAAAGAAUCAUGCCUGCGUAUUCUAACUGCACAUUCAGGCAGUCUCCUGGAAGUCGGACACUGCCCGUAUCGUUUGAUUAGGCCUGUUCUUAUUGCAUGCCAUCCCGACCAGCUAGCCCACAUUGAAGACUCCUCUCCCCAUCUCAUGUUGGAAUCGGAUGAAAUUUGGCACCAUCUUCUCUCGAAAGAUUUUCCCAAUGAAACAGCAAUCCCGCCCUCCGUCCGCUCUCCAUCUCCCGGCCCCUCCCAUCCCCGCGAAGAUGAAGACGGCGUACAAGAGGUGGACCUGCCAGCUAAUCGGCUCCUUUAUUUCAAAACUCGACUCGCCAAGGAAGAGGCCCUUGCAUCUGCAUCUGCCCGUCUACGAGAAAAGGUCCAAGCUAGUCGUUCAGAUCAACUGAAACGGAAGGCUAUUUUUACCGGCCAGACUGAUUACGGUAUUGGGAGUAAGAAAAAGAAGCUGAAUGGCGCGAAAUCUUGGGGCAAUUAUACUCCGACAGGGAAAACUUUGGCCGAAAAAGCACGCCAACAAGUCAAGAAAUCAGCAGCCGUUUAUGCCAACGCAGUCCGGGUUAAAGCAGCAAUGAUAAGCACACCGAAUUCUGCUCCCAAGCCAGUUGCCCGCCCAGCCGAUCCCCCGCGUUCCUCGAGCACGCCCAUCUUUUCGAUCAAGAAGCCAGUAGGAAAAGCCCCGACAGCCAAAUGUGUCGUACGCACUCCAGCCGUCCAACCACAAGUCAAAGUCGUCCAGGUCCCCUCUGCGCCCCCUACCGCGCCUAGUGAUAAGAACGGCAUCAAGCCCACCCCUUUCCCCAAAGCCAAGCCACUGCCUCAUAAAGGACCUCUAACUACCGCGCUACGUAGAUCCCCUCCUCCGGCUACUACUCCUCGGCCGCCAGCACGAACGCCUUCACGUAUAGCUGCCCUCCUCAAACCCAAAACAACAUCCGAAUCGAUUCUCUCAGCUCCUGGCUCCAUUGCCAGCCCAACCAAAAAAACAUCAAGUCUCUUCGUCCCAAAGAAACUCAAACCUCCGCCUAAACAACCCUCCAAAUCCCUCAUCUUCAAACCCGGCUCCUCAGCCAGAUAG